AUGCAGCCGCCCGACGAUCUGGAUCCGGACAGGGCAGCAUGGUCGGGCAAGCUGCAGUUCUUCCUGUCCAUUAUUGGGUACUCGGUCGGCUUGGGUAAUAUCUGGAGGUUCCCGUAUUUGUGUCAACAGAACGGCGGAGGCAUCCCGCUGUUCCUGAUCGAGCUGGGCAUCGGCCAGAAGAUGAGACUGGGCUCUCUGGGCGUCUGGAACACCAUCCACCCCUGGCUGGGAGGCAUCGGCAUCUCCUCGUGCGUCGUCACCUUCUUCGUCGCUCUCUACUACAACGUCAUCAUCACGUGGUGCUUCUACUACCUUUAUGCCCUUCUUUUGUCCUCAGAUACAGUUGUAUAUUUCACAUCGCUUUUUCCAUACGUAGUAUUGACUAUAUUUUUCGUGAGAGGGAUAACACUGAAAGGGGCUAGUGCUGGCCUGGCUCAUAUGUUAACACCCAAGGUGGAGAAACUUUUGAGCCCUAAAGUAUGGCUGGACGCAGCCACGCAGGUCUUCUACUCGUUCGGCCUGGCGUUCGGCUCGCUGAUCGCGUUCGGCUCGUACAACACGCCGAAGAACAACUGCGUGCGUGACGUCAUCCUCGUGUCGGUCUGCAACGCCGUCACCGCCAUCUACGCCAGCGUCGUCAUCUUCGCCAUACUCGGCUUCAAGGCCACGAUUCAGCAAAGUGUGAGGAAGCUGUUCCUCGGCUCUCUGCAUCAGUGGUAUUCAUAUACGGAGUGA
Phaedon cochleariae (mustard beetle) is the source of this 735-nucleotide messenger RNA. NCBI's taxonomy places the organism in Eukaryota, Metazoa, Arthropoda, Insecta, Coleoptera, Chrysomelidae. The record is from the annotation of a GenBank genome assembly.